Molecule: messenger RNA, 852 nt
Organism: Stegastes partitus (bicolor damselfish)
Lineage: Eukaryota; Metazoa; Chordata; Actinopteri; Pomacentridae
Gene: psmb3
Product: proteasome 20S subunit beta 3
Exons: 6
Coding region: 109-726 (205 amino acids)
Biological process (GO): proteasome-mediated ubiquitin-dependent protein catabolic process
Cellular component (GO): cytoplasm; proteasome core complex; proteasome core complex, beta-subunit complex
Source: RefSeq, a predicted model, not a curated record
UUCUAAAUCGUGUAGUCACUCUGGGAAGCUAGUAGUCAUUCAUAACAGCGAAGAAGGAGCGCAGUUUUAGGUUCUAAUAGUUGGGGGAUAAACAGCAACACCGUCACAAUGUCUAUUAUGUCCUAUAACGGAGGGGCCGUCAUGGCCAUGCGGGGGAAGAACUGCGUGGCGAUCGCAGCGGACCGGAGGUACGGCAUUCAGGCUCAGAUGGUUACCACAGACUUCCAGAAGAUCUUCCCCAUGGGAGAGCGGCUGUACAUCGGGCUGGCUGGUCUGGCUACUGAUGUUCAGACAGUAUCUCAGAGGCUUAAAUUCAGACUGAACCUGUAUGAGCUGAAGGAGGGUCGCCAAAUCAAACCCAAAACCUUCAUGAGCAUGGUGUCCAACCUGUUGUAUGAGAGGAGGUUUGGGCCAUACUACAUCGAGCCCGUCAUCGCCGGACUCGACCCCAAAACCUUGGAGCCUUUCAUCUGCUCCCUGGAUUUGAUCGGCUGCCCCAUGGUGACGGAAGACUUUGUUGUGAGCGGCACCUGCUCGGAGCAGAUGUACGGCAUGUGUGAAUCUUUGUGGGAGCCAGACAUGGAACCAGAGGACCUGUUUGAGACCAUCUCGCAGGCGAUGCUGAACGCUGUGGACAGAGAUGCAGUGUCUGGAAUGGGAGUCGUCGUACACGUCAUCGAGAAAGACAAGAUCACCACACGAACCCUGAAGGCCAGGAUGGACUAGAGCUCCGGUUUCUGUCUGCACUUCACUGACACGGAUGUUUUGUAUAAAAAUGAUGCCUGUACUGUCUCCUUUUUCCCCCCCUUCUUAUUCAUAUUGCGCAAUAAACAAACAUGGGUUCAAACAAAA